GUCGUUGAUUCGGGACAAUUAAUUUUUUAUCAUAUGCAUAAUUAUGUGGAUCAUUAAAAACAUAUUAUUCGUCGGAGCUUGUAUUCUAUUAACUUAGCGUGGUUGAACGACCGGUAUGGAGGAGGCGAGUAAUGAGAAGUUACUAUCACGAAGACGUUCUGCCGCUUUAAAAGCCUUUAAAGUCAAAGAUGAGAGAGUAGCGACCUUUAAAAAAGUAGCAGCAAUUUUACAGAAAUCCGAAGUAGAGAGAACACCGGAAGAAACGGGGAUACUUGCCUCCUGUAGUGAUGUAGUGAAAGAGGUUAAUUUACGACAAGAAAAGAGAGACAAAAUAAAAGCACGAUUAGAAGAAGUUGAAGAUGCUCCUGAGAUCUUGGAAGAAAAAUGCAUGCGAUUGGCAGCAGCAAUCAGCAGAGCUACAUCACUUGCUGUAUAUACUGGUGCCGGUAUUAGUACAGCAGCUUCUAUUCCAGAUUAUAGAGGAACCAAUGGAGUUUGGACUCGUAUGCAAAAAGGAAAAGACAUUGGGAAUCAUGAUCUGAGCCAAGCUGAGCCAACAGUAACACAUAUGGCACUUUAUGCAUUGUACAAAGCAAGAGUCCUCAAACAUGUAGUUUCUCAAAAUUGCGACGGAUUACACUUACGCAGUGGUAUCCCACGUAAUCUUCUGUCUGAAGUUCAUGGCAAUAUGUAUGUGGAAGUUUGCAGAGCAUGCAAACCAUCGAGAGAAUAUUGGAGACUCUUUGAUGUUACUGAAAAGACUGCAAGAUAUCAACAUGGAACGGGAAGAUUAUGCCACAGAUGUAAUUCGGUUUUGCAAGAUUCGAUAGUUCAUUUCGGUGAAAGAGGUAAUUUACCUUGGCCGAUCAAUUGGAAUGGAGCAACCAGAGCUGCAAAGCAAGCGGAUGUCAUAUUAUGUUUGGGUUCUAGUCUUAAAGUUCUUAAGAAGUAUCCAUGGUUGUGGCAAAUGGACAAACCUGUUCAAAAAAGGGCUUCCUUAUAUAUUGUCAAUUUGCAAUGGACUCCGAAAGACGAAAAUGCAGUUUUAAAGAUAAAUGGGAAAUGUGACGAAGUGAUGAAAAAGAUUAUGAGUCAUCUCGGAUUAGAAAUACCGCAAUAUAAUCGUCUAAAGGAUCCGAUUUUCUUUCAUGCGGUGAAACUUCACAACGGUGAGCAGCUUACUACAACUCAACCAUGUCUCGAAGAACCCAUUAAAAAAGAGCCUCUGAGUCAAAGCAGCGAUGAAAAUGUCAGGGUGCAACAAACCGAAGAUAAAGAAGAUAGUGUACCAUCUGUAACAGUGACUGAGACAACGACUACUUAUCCAGCACCUUUUUUUACCGCGUUACCAUUUUUAUCUAUGGGAUUACCAUUUCCUCCUAUGUAUAUGUAUCCUCAGUUAACACCAUUAUUUUAUUAUCCAUUCAUACAAGUACCAAACGCACCAGUAGAAACACCGAAACCCAAACCAGCUUGUCUGUUUUGUAUGGAAAAUGAAGGCUCCCUUACUUGUUUGUACUAUCAACGUGACGGCGACUCUCCUGCGUCCACAAAAACCGAGAAUGAACAGAAAACAGAAGAAAGUGCUUUGCUUAUUCACAAUGAUACUCCAAUAACAUCUGCAAAGAAUCCGGGAUGGUUUGGUAAAGGAUAUCGUAAAGGUAUGAAGAGAAAGCGGUAGCAUCUGCUCUAUGCAACACACUCAAUCCGCUCUCUUUUUAUCGAUACACAAUAUUUUAUAUUGUAUACAGAUACACGGAGUAACGAGUACUCAACCUUUAUUUCAAAAUUUAUUAGUAUUUUAAACAGUUUUAAUUAUUUUAUUAUAUUGUUAUUUUAUAUCCUAGUAUUUUUUAAAGCUUUAACAAAUGGACUACAUUUGUGAUUGUCAUUUUUUUAUUUUAAUCAAAAUUCAUUUUUUUGUUUAUAUUUUAAGAGUCGUUUACGUCUCUCUCAACAGCAAUAUUACUUUAAUUCCCCACCGGCAACGUGGGGAUUUAAAGAUUUGAUUCUUUGAUUUUGAAUUUUAAGAUAACUGAUUUCAAUCUGUGUAAAAAAUACAAUCUGAUUUCUAUGAUGAGUAAAAACUUGACAUAUUACAGCUUUCACAAAUAUAUGAGAUUUCAGAUUUCUAUACUGUCUAGAAAUGGUAUAAAAACCUGCAUUGAGUCUCAGAGCCCCAUAUUGCCGAUGAGAGGAGUUAAACUUGUACGUUGUCAGAGAAGUAUUAAGAUAAUUCUAAUUUAAGAUGGUCUUAUAAGUACACAAGAUCAGACUAUGAAUACUGGCCUAUGUGUCUAUAUAUACUCUGUUCUGUAAUUAUAAUAAUUUGUGUGGUAUAUAUUUGUGAUUUUAAUUAUUCAGUUUAAAAUUGUUUUGAUUGUUGAUAUUUUAGAGCCGACUAGCCACAUAGGGCGCAUAUGUGUAUAUAUAUUUGAUAGAUUACUAUUUUUUUUUUUUUAUUUUAUAUGUUUAUAUUAUUAAUUUGUGUUUAAUCGUUUGUAUUGUCCAAAAAUUAACUUAUAUUAGAUAAUAGCAAAUAGGAAAAAUAUGCAGUGGAAUAAAAUAAUAACAAAGUUGAUGUGUACGGCUUGAAUAUUGCAUUGUGUGAAACGCAACAGAAGAAUAAAACAAAACAAAAAAACAAAUAUUUAAUUAUCAUGUUGAGAACACAAUAUCGAUAAUUCUCUCAAAGCAAUAUAUUAUUAUCACCUAUAAUCAUUAAUUAUAUAUCGUAUAUCAUAAGAUAAUACAUGCAAGUGUGAUUAGAUAUACAGAAUUCUUCCAAAUUAUUGUGUGCACAUAUACACACACAUAUAUAGAUAUUGUAUGUACGUGAAAAUUCAAAGAAAUGAGUGUUUUUGCUAGAAAAGUGCACAUAUACAUAUUUUAUGUGUUUCUAUAUAAGAAUAUAUAUUUCUGAUCUCCAAAGUUUUUAUUUAAGACUUUGUACGGCAAUGUAAUAUUGAUAAGAUAAGAAAAGUAAGUCAAACAUUGCAUAAUAUAUAUGGAAUUUUGUAUGUAUGUGUUAUUGUAUCAUAUGUAUA
Molecule: messenger RNA, 3047 nt
Organism: Pseudomyrmex gracilis
Lineage: Eukaryota; Metazoa; Arthropoda; Insecta; Hymenoptera; Formicidae
Gene: Sirt7
Product: NAD-dependent protein deacetylase sirtuin-7
Exons: 5
Coding region: 116-1681 (521 amino acids)
Molecular function (GO): NAD+ binding
Source: RefSeq, a predicted model, not a curated record